This is a messenger RNA of Salvia splendens (bonfire salvia), 772 nucleotides long. RefSeq lists its product as uncharacterized. The transcript has a single exon. Lineage: Eukaryota; Viridiplantae; Streptophyta; Magnoliopsida; Lamiales; Lamiaceae. Bases 264 to 611 code for a protein of 115 amino acids. The record is from RefSeq and is a predicted model, not a curated record. Gene Ontology annotation, biological process: regulation of systemic acquired resistance.
AAAUGGAUGGGUCUUUUUAAAAUUCAAAGUCGGUAGGUGAAAUGACGUUGUAAGCUAACGUCAUCACUCACACAGUACCCAUCUGUUGGCCACUCAACCAAAUUAUACCCUCAAACGAAUCUCUUCCACGCCAUCACACCUCAUUAAACGACGUCACACCGUACGUCCGCUGAAACGGACGUCGCUAUAAAUUCAGGUUUUCACAUUCAACCGAAUUACUCACCUGAUCACGGAUCCCAUCCACCGCUCGCAGAAGAUAUUAUAUGGAGAAGAGAAAACGGGAAGAUGACGGCGGAUCUCACGUCAGGAAGCCGAAGGCGCCAGAUGGACAAGGCGGUGGCGCUGCGGUGCCGGCGGAGGAGGAGGUGGAGGAGUUCUUCGCGAUUCUGAAGCGGAUACAGGUGGCAGUGAAGUAUUUUCAGGAGCGGAAAGACCGGCGAUGCGCGGAGUCUGAGAUGACCGCGGCGGUGGCGCCGCCGUGGUGUCCGACGUUUGAACGGGAGGAUUUUGAAGGGGUGAAGAUGGAGGGUGAGAGAUCGGAGGGAAACCCAAGUGUGGAUUUGGAUCUUAAUUCGGAUCCGGCUUGUGAUGUUCCGGAUCUUGCAGAUUAACCUAAUUAGAGAUUAUUAAUUGUUUGUUUCCUUUUUUUUUUACUUUUUUUCUUUGAAGCGGCGCUGUUGUAGAUUUUACGUCUUCUAAAUCUUCUACUGUCGCCGGGGACUCAUGUACAAUUACUGAAUUACUCCUGUUUAGUAUUUUAGGAGAUUGCUCA